Cyclopterus lumpus (lumpfish) is the source of this 1352-nucleotide messenger RNA. RefSeq names its product aldo-keto reductase family 7, member A3 (aflatoxin aldehyde reductase) (gene akr7a3). Bases 144 to 1226 code for a protein of 360 amino acids. The transcript has 7 exons. The record is from RefSeq and is a predicted model, not a curated record. Lineage: Eukaryota; Metazoa; Chordata; Actinopteri; Perciformes; Cyclopteridae. Gene Ontology annotation, molecular function: oxidoreductase activity.
AGCGAACACAAGGCACGCACGCGCAGUGAAACAAGUAGGUUUGAAAACCAGUUGGGGCGUAACACCGGUUAAGUAUUUUACGACGCUCCCAUAAAACGAGAGAACUCUAACCCCUGGACGCAUGCUAGUUCCUGCAUUAUAGCAUGCAGCGGGUAAUGACAGUAGGCCUACGACUUUGCACACUUGGACAGUGUCACGUUAUUAAGAACGUCCGCACACAAUUGACGAGAUUUGUGGCUCGUCGAAACAUGUCGUCGUCUCAAACUAAGCGGCCGGUUUCCUUACUGGGAACUAUGGCGUUCGGUGGCCGAGCCGAUGCGGCGGUGAGUUCGGAAAUGGUGAAGACUUUCCUGGAAAGGGGACACAACCGGGUGGACACGGCCUUAAUGUAUAUGGAUGGAAAGUCGGAGACGGUCAUAGGGGGCAUGCACCUUCCUAAAACAGUAAGCAUAGCGACCAAGGCCAACCCCUGGGAUGGGAAGACGCUGAAGCCAGAGAGUGUGCGCUCUCAACUUGAAACCUCCCUUCAGAGGCUGCAGACUGAUUGUGUGGACCUUUACUACCUCCAUGCCCCUGACCACCAAAACCCAAUCCAGGAUACCCUGAGGGCCUGCAAUGAACUCCACAAAGAGGGAAAAUUCAAGGAGUUUGGUCUUUCAAACUAUGCAUCGUGGGAAGUGUCUGAAAUUGCCAACAUCUGUAGACACAACAACUGGAUUGUUCCCACUGUGUAUCAGGGGAUGUACAAUGCCAUGACAAGACAGGUAGAGACAGAGCUGCUGCCAUGUCUGAGAUACUAUGGAAUGCGCUUCUACGCAUACAAUCCUCUAGCAGGUGGCCUUCUGACAGGAAAGUACCAUUACCAAGACAAAGAUAGUUCCAAGCCUGAAGGACGAUUCUUUGGUAACACCUGGGCUGCAGCAUACAGGGACAGAUACUGGAAGCAGAGUCACUUCGAGGCAAUAGACGUGGUACUGAAGGCCUUGGAGACAGCGUACGGCCCAGAGAAACCCAGCCUGACUUCUGCUGCCAUGCGCUGGAUGUACCAUCACUCCCAACUGAAGGGGGAUCUUGGUGAUGGAGUCAUCAUUGGCAUGUCAACUAUUGAGCAACUCCAACAAAACUUGGCUGCUGCAGAGGAGGGUCCUCUAGAUGAGAGAGUGGUCGCCUCCUUCAACGAGGCCUGGAAUCUCGUCGUCCACAAGUGUCCAAACUACUUCCGCUAAAGAGCCUAAAUCUGUCAGUUCAAUCAAGUUAAUAUAAAGCAAUCUGCUAAUGACUUUGCCAUAUACUUUUUUUUCCUGAAAGCAAUUGAUUUUUGUAUUAAUAAAUAAAUCGGAGACCACUAAGUA